Molecule: messenger RNA, 1179 nt
Organism: Trametes versicolor FP-101664 SS1
Lineage: Eukaryota; Fungi; Basidiomycota; Agaricomycetes; Polyporales; Polyporaceae
Product: DNA breaking-rejoining enzyme
Exons: 2
Biological process (GO): DNA recombination; DNA integration
Molecular function (GO): DNA binding
Source: RefSeq, a predicted model, not a curated record
CCUCCGCCGCGAACCUCUCGCGCGCGAAAACCACGAAAACCGAAGGCGGAAAACGUCAUCGAGCCGUCAGAACACCGGCCUCUUGUUCUCGCCAACGAGCGCCUUCGGCUCUGGAGCACUCCUUAUGGUCUCUCUCGCCAGCAACACUCGUCUCAGUUUCUCUCUCACGACGUCACAAACCGACUUCUCGACACUAUGAUCUGCGCGAUCGAACCUGACACGCGUAAGAACUACGGAGCUGGACUCUUGCGGUUCACUCAAUUCUGUGACUGUAUGCAUCUCUCGGAGGACUCUCGGAUGCCAGCGAGCGAACUCUUGGUCUCCGCGUUCGUGGCUACCUGGGCUGGGAGAGUCUCGAAGUCCACUAUCGACACCUGGCUGGCUGGGCUAGCUUUCUGGCACGCACUGAACGGCGCGGCUUGGCCGGCGGAUCGAGCGUUGCGCAUAACGUGCAGCGCGGCGCUCAAACUCGAGCCGCUGAAGAAACCGAAGCGGCCGCCGGUUACGCUGGAGCACAUGCACGCGCUGAGAGCGCGAUUGGACCUGACGAACGCGUUCGACGCCGCGGUGUACGCGGUGGCGUGUUGCGCCUUCUGGGGUUGUCGUCGGCUGGGCGAAUUGACGAUUCGCUCGCGGAACGCGUUCGAUCCUGCGAAGAACGUCGCGCGUCAUCCGCGACCCACGUUCAAGGUGCUCCCGGGCGGCGCGCAUUACGCGUGUUUCCACGUUCCGUGGACGAAGACCACGAAGUUCGCGGGAGCGGACGUCAUACUCACCGCCAUGACGGACCCAACUGAUCCGAAGACCGCGCUGGACCACCAUCUCAGGGUGAACGCGGCCAUCCCCAAGGACGCGCCGCUGUUCAGUUUCGAGACCGCGCAAGGCGGAUGGGCUCCCAUGACACGGGACUGGUUUCUAGACCGGUGCAACGAGGUCUGGGUCGCGGAGGGCCUAGGGCGGCUCUCGGGACAUUGCUUCAGGAUUGGCGGAGCUACAGAGUUGUUGUUGCGGGGGACACACCCAGACGUGGUCGCGACGCAAGGUGGAUGGCGUUCGCACGCGUUCUUAGAGUACUGGCGGAAGAUCGAGGCGAUUCUUCCACUGUUCAUUUCCAAUUCCUUCGAUAAGUCUCGGUUACACCUGGUAGAGAAGUCGAUGGCGGCGUUCAAGAAGAAGUAU